Molecule: messenger RNA, 5430 nt
Organism: Salmo salar (Atlantic salmon)
Lineage: Eukaryota; Metazoa; Chordata; Actinopteri; Salmoniformes; Salmonidae
Source: RefSeq, a predicted model, not a curated record
AAGCAGUAGUUAGCUAGCUAAUAUCUUUUUCUACUUUUUUGGCCUUUCAGUCAUUGAUGCUAACAUGAUUAUCUAGAUAUUUAACAUAAUUAGAUAGCUAGCUGUCUACAAAGGAUCAUUAAGGGCCGGGAGCAAGUGAGCAAGCUGCUGCAACAACAUCCACCGGACAGAGCGAUUUGAUCUGGCCGCAUCCCUUUUUACUCAGCAAGGCUUGCUAAUGUUAUCUAUAAUGUUAACAAGGCAUUUUAAAUCAUGGAUGUACAGCCGUUACCUAGAACUACUGGAGAAGCAGAGUUUCCUGGAAAGCAGCAUGACCUGAUCGUUCCAGAGGUCUUUCAGAAGAGGUGGCAGAAGAGAGAGGUUGACCGGAAGAUGCCAAGAAGAAAACAACAGAAUCCUCAAUCUGUCAAGUUGGAUUCUGAAGAUGGUGUAGUAACCAUUGGAGCUCCAGGAAUCCUCACCUUGGAGGCAGAUUUCCUUCUGGGACACGACCUUGAGUUUUGUGACUCGGACCAUGACAAGAUCCUAGGCCUGGACGACAAGUACUCAGACUCUGUAGCAGCUGAGAUCUCUGUGUACCCUCUGGGUGAUGAGGAGAGUUGUGCCUUCAGCAGUCUCAGUAUGGCGAGGCAGUGUGACCAGGAGCAGGGCCCUGAGUCCCAGCCUGACCACGAACCCCCCUACCUGUCCUGCCGGGGCUGUGGCCUGGACCUAGUGGGACCCUACUGUCACCGCUGCUGCAAGGGAGAAAGGGGGGAAUUCAGAGGCUUUCGCUCCGGUUCGCCAUCACAAGCGGACGAUAGCGAGGAGGGAGGCGGGAUGGACGGCGCUGAUGGAACGGACGAUAACUCCAUAAUGGGUGACGACGGUCCUUCCUCCAAGCGCCACUCCUGCCAGUUGUGUGGGUUCUCCUCACGCUAUGCCAACCACGUCAAGAGGCACAUGAAGACUCACAACGGGGAGAAGCCGUACCGCUGUCCCCUGUGUACCUACGCCUCCGCCCAGCUGGUCAAUCUGCAGAGACACCUGAGGAUUCACACUGGGGAGAAACCAUACAGCUGUGACUCCUGCUCCUUCGCCUGCAGUUCCCUAGGCAACCUGAAAAGGCAUCAGAGGAUGCAUGUGGUGGGACAGGAAGCAGUCAGACCUGCUAGUGGACCUCCUAUUGGUCCCUCUGCAGGUGGGUAUGGUCUGAAGAGGCACCGGGAGGAGGAGCCUAGUGCUCCAGCUGAAGAAGCCCUAAGGCCUGACCUGAACCUCCAUGUAGGAGGCCAUAACAGAGACUACUUGUCAUGCUCUGAUGGACUGAGGGUUCCCCCACCAACACCAGAACUCCCUGAGCACCAGCCCUCAAGACUUCUGGAGGCGCCUGGCUGUGGACCUGGGGCUGAGUCCGGGGGUAGGGUUGGGGCUGUGGUGGGAGUGAAGUCCGAGGACAGAGAUUCGCUCCCUCUCCCUUUCCUCUUCACCUGUCGUCUCUGUGGUAUCCCCAUUGAGGACGAGGACGGCUCCACCACCCAGAUCUGUGCCAAGUGCACCCUGGACAUGCUGAACAAGGACUCAUCUGGCCCCAACAGCCCCGGGGAGCGUGGGGACAAGGUCUACACCUGCAGCGCCUGUCCCUUCCUCACCCACUACCCCAACCACCUGGCGCGACACAUGAAGACGCACAGCGGAGAGAAGCCGUACAAGUGCCCUCAGUGCGACUACGCCUCCGCCCACUUCGACAACCUGAAACGCCACCACCGCGUGCACACGGGCGAGAAGCCGUACAAGUGCCACCUGUGUGACUACGCCUGUGGGAACCUGGCUAACUUAAAACGCCACCAGCGGGUCCACUCGGGCGCCAAGCCGUUCCAGUGCACAGUGUGUAGCUACAGCUGUAAUCAGAGUAUGAAUCUGAAGAGACACAUGCUGAGACACACGGGAGAGAAGCCUUAUAAGUGCCAGCAGUGUGGAUACACCACGGGACACUGGGACAACUACAAACGACACCAGAAGAAACACGGCCUCGCCACCGACGGAUGGGUCAAAGUUCAGAUGCCAGGUGCCCAUGAGGAGGAGGAAGAAGAGAGGGAGGUGGGACAGCCACAGAGUAAAGAAGGAGAGUUGGUGAUGCAGUAUAUGUCCAGAUGAGGAAGAGCUGGGCCGUACAUUAACAUACAGUAUAUGUCCAGAUAAGGAGAGGGAGAGCUGGGACAUACAUUAACAUGUAAAUAAAAGAUAAAUCCUAGAUUGUUUUGUUAUUUUGUCAACGAUCUUCGGCGGCUGCUAUGUAGAAUCAUGCAAAAUAUAAAAUGAUUGAUUAUUCUUAUGUUUCUAUUCCUUUGGACACAGAGUUGGAUGGAGGAAGCUAUUUAGAUUGUUGCCAGACAAAUGGACUAGGGAGGAAUGUUCUACUUUAACGUUCCCCUAAAGCCCAAAACGCUGCCUGCAUUCUCCAUCAUAUGCUGUUUUCUUACACACACCAACUGUGCCCUACAGCGCCUCCAAACAUCAUUGCACAUUAUGACUUCAACCACUAUUUGACCUCUUCUUACAGAUGUAGGACCUUCAUUUGAACCAGUUUUGCUACAGCAGGAAAAUAAUCCUGCUGCAACAGGAAAUGUUGAUUAUAAUGAAUGGACAUUUUUCUAGGGGUUUAUACAUUUUUCUUCAGGGCAAAUCAAGUCUGAAAUUAAACUUUAGAAGCUUAAAAAAAAAAAAAUCAUACACUACAAAUUAGCUUGGAAAAUUGUCAGCAACAAAAGUAAUCAAAUUAAGAUCCUACAUCUGUACCAGUCUAGUCUGCUAUUCCAACCUCUCUACUGUCCACUUCAUCUUCCAUAGCUCCUCCCUGCUCUCCUCCUCAACCCCUUAUCCUUAUAUCUCCAUUACAACCUGGGGCGUGUUCAGCAGGACACAGCGUUUUGGAACGUUCAGAUAGAAAUAUGCUAUGUAGAACAAUUUAAUGUCUGCUCUUUUCAUGGUAUUUCUAUCUGCUACGUUUCAAAACAUCUGGCUACUGAACCUGGCCUCGUUGAGAAAGGCCCUCGGACGGAGAGUAUGCACUUAGCCUGAUCCCAGAUCUGUUCCUACUCUCUUGCUGACCAACUGCUGUCAAUGACCAUAGGUGUUGGCAAGACUGUACAAACAGAUCUGGGACCAGAGGGGUAUACUAUAAAGUAGGAUCAACGAGUUAGCCAGAGAACUAAACUUAGAUAUACUACAUGACCAAAAGUAUGUGGACACCUGCUCGUUGAACAUCUCAUUCCCAAAUCAUGGGCAUUAAUAUGGAGUUGGUCCCCCCCCUUUGCUGCUGUAACAGCCUCCACGCUUCUGAGAAGGCUUUCCACUAGAUGUUGCUGCGGGGACUUGCUUCCAUUCAGCCACAAGAGCAUUAGUGAGGUCGGGCACUGAUGUUGGGCGAUUAGGCCUGGCUCGUAGUCGGCGUUCCAAUUCAUCCCAAAGGUGUUCGAUAGGGUUGAGGUCAGGGCUCUGUGCAGGCCAGUCAAGUUCUUCCACAUCGAUCUCAACAAACUAUUUCUGUAUGGACCUCGCUUUGUGCAUGGGGCAUUGUCAUGCUGAAACAGGAAAGGGCAUUCCCCAAACUGUCACAAAGAUGGAAGCACGGAAUCGUGUAGAAUGUCAUUGUAUGCUGUAGCAUUAAGAUUUCCCUUCACUGGAACGAAGGGGCCCGAACCAUGAAAAACAGCCCCAGACCAUUAUUCCUCCUCCACCAAACUUUACAUUAGGGCAGGUAGCGUUCUCCUGGCAUCCACCAAACCCAGAUUUGUCCUUCGGACUGCCAGAUGGUGAAGCGUGAUUCGUCACCCCCAGAGAACGCAUUUCCACUGCUCCUGAGUCCACUCCUGACGAAGCUUGGCAUUGCGCAUAGUGAUCUUAGGCUUGUGCGUGGCUGCUUGGCUAUGGAAACCCAUUUCAUGAAGCUCCCAAUGAACAGUUAUUGUGCUGACGUUGCUUCCAGAGGAAGUUUGGAACUCGGUAGUGAAUGUUGCAACCGUGGACAGAUGAUGUUUAAGCGCCUCGCCACUCGGCGGUCCUGUUUUGUGAGCAUGUGUGGCCUACCACUUUGCGGCUGAGCCGUUGCUGAUCCAAAACGUUUCUGGUUCACAAUAACAGCACUUACAGUUGACCGGGACAGCUCUAGCAGGGCAAAAAUUUGAACUGACUUGUUGGAAAGGUGGCAUCCUAUGACAGUGCCACGUUGAAAGUCACUGAGCUCUUCAGUACAGGUCAUUCUACUGCCACGGUUUGUCUAUGGAGAUUGCAUGGCUGUGUGCUUGAUUUUAUACAGCUGUCAGCAACAGCGUGGCUGAAAUAGCCGAAUCCACUCAUUUGAAGGAGUGUCCACAUACUUUGUGUAUAUAUGUAUGUGUGUGUAUGUGUAUGUAUGUAUGUAUGUAUGUAUGUAUGUAUGUAUGUAUAUAUAUAUAUAUAUAUAUAUAAUUAUUUUUUGGGUUGUUGAGUCAGAGUAGACUAUUCCCAUUUCAAGUUGAACUUUCCAAAAAAAUACAAAUACACAAUUUUCAGAAUAUUUAAGCAAAGUUGUAGUAUACCCCUCAGGCUAGUGUAGUGUAUUGCUGUGGAAACGCUCACUGUGUUCAUAUUAACUGUGAAGCCCAUUUGUUAUGUCUUUCUGUUUGUUUCUACUUGAAGAAGCAAGUAUGCUUCCCAAAUGCACCCUAUUUCCUAUGGGCCCUGGUCUAAAGUAGUGCACUACAUAAGGAAUAGGGUGCCAUAGGGCCCUAGUCUAAAGUAGUGCCCUAUAACUGGAAUAGGGUGCCAAAGGGGAUGUAAAACCCAAGACGACGUGAGGUAAAGUGUCAACUGAAUAUAUAUAUAUAUAUAUAUAUAUAUAUAUAUAUAUAGCGUUUAUUUUGUUUAUGUGACUAUCCUCAAUAGAAGUGCAUUCUUAUUUUUUUUAUAACUUUAUUUCCCCCCUUUAUCUUGAACCAUGUGUGACGUGCCAUUAAGCUUGUUAUACGGGAGAAAUAUACACAAAAUGACCAUGAACUUUACGUCUUAUCAAGUCAAUUUGUUACUAUAUGCAGUAAAACAAAUAUCAGGUUGUAACGAAAUGGAUAAUCUGAAAUGCAUUGAUUAGUCUAGCCUGGAGUGCCCCACAUUUCGUGUGAUGGGUUUGGGGUCCAUUUCAGUCAUUUCGGAAGUAAACGGAUUCAAAGGGAUAACUGGAAUUUCACUUUCAAUUUGAAAUGGAAUUCAUCCCAACCCUGGCAGAAUGUCUUUUUCUUUCUCACUGUGUGUGAGACGUCUUGUAUGGAAGCUUUAAGACAGGCGUGUGUGUGUGUGUGGCGCGCUUAAGGCUAUGUCCAGCCCUACCCAUCUACGGUCCAAGUGUAACUCUCUUGUUCUGAUGGUUUCAUAAUUGCCUUAAGUAUUUUGAAAUAAACACUUUGUGUUCACUCA